AUGGGAGGUGUGGAACCUCAGCGGGCAGCGGUUAGCACAAUACCCCGCCGUGCGUGGAUUCUGGGCGGGGGGGUUCUUCAAACAAUGCGCCAACACACCACCACGAGAAAUGGAAUAACCCUUUUUUGGUUCUUGAAAGAGCCCCCACAUUUCAAAACCAGCAAACGAGGUUGCAAUAAUUUCCGCACCACCCCACGAAUCGUGCGUCGUGGCGUGGGCUUCGGGGGAAAACCGCAUCACGAAAAGCAUUUGGACGCAUUCAGAGUGAGAACGGCGGGUUUUCGUAAUGGUACCGUUUCGAGAACUCACAGAAAAUAG
Molecule: messenger RNA, 318 nt
Organism: Trypanosoma grayi
Lineage: Eukaryota; Euglenozoa; Kinetoplastea; Trypanosomatida; Trypanosomatidae
Exons: 1
Coding region: 1-318 (105 amino acids)
Source: RefSeq, a predicted model, not a curated record